CACCCAUCCAAGGCAGCCUCAGUUACUGUCCUCGCUUCGAGGGGACAACACAGUCCGGGAGAGUCCGUGAUUUCAGUGGCGACCCCUCUGAUUUAACAGCGCAUUUUAUGAUGAAUGAAAAGCCCAAUAUCAGGUACGAGACUUCAAAGUGUGAACCAUAAAAAGGCAGACCUGACCAAGGCCAAAGAAAACUCAAAAAAACCUUAGGAGGUGAAAUUAAGAGAGCCGGAGAGCACAGACGAAAUUCAGUAUCGACUUGAAAGUUCAGAAGUAAGAGAAAAUAUAAAAGCGAGAUAGAUACAUCGAGAGCGAGAGGAGAAGGAGAGGGAGAGCGAGGUGGGGGAGAGGAGAGGAAGGAGCUUUGUGGAGAUUAAGAUGGGUCUUUUUCGUGUCCCUCGGGAGAGUCUCAGCCUCCAAAGGAAGAAGAGACACGACAUGUCCCGCCAGGAAGGGAUGACGAGCAGCAGCAAGCUGCAGGUGGUAGGAAUGCUGCUCCUUCUGGCGGUGUUGGCCUCGACACUGUCCUCUGGAAUGUGCAUGAAGGCAAAUGGCAGCACCACCAACCUACAGAUCUUGGACAACCUACUGAAGAAUUACGACAGGAGAGCUACGCCAACCAAUCAUCUCAAUAAUGCAACGACAGUCAACUGCGAGUUAUACAUAAGGAGUUUCGGCUCGAUUGAUCCAAAUUCGAUGGACUAUCAGGUGGACCUGUACCUACGACAAGCCUGGGUCGACGAGCGACUCAACCAUGCAGACAUUAUGCAGCCACUGGAUCUCAACGACCCCAAUUUAGUGAAGGCCAUUUGGAAACCGGAGGUUUAUUUUCCGAACGCCAAACAAGCAGAGUUCCAGUUCGUGACCGUGCCCAAUGUCCUUGUGAGGAUUAAUCCCAUGGGCGAAAUACUCUACAUGCUCAGACUGAAAUUGCUGUUUGCCUGUAUGAUGGAGCUCUCAAAGUUUCCCCUGGACUCUCAGAUAUGCACCAUGGAAAUCGCAAGCUUUUCGAAGACGAUGAAAGAACUCCGUCUCUCCUGGAAGAACGACGACCCCAUUAAGAUGUACAAAAAUAUGAGGAUGCCCCAGUUCGAGAUGGAAAAGAUCGUCCCAACGACCUGCCAGGAAUCCUUUCAGAUCGGCAACUACAGCUGUUUAGUGGCCGAGUUCCACAUGCGGCGGGCCAUUGGGUUCCACCUCGUCCAGAGUUACCUGCCGACCAUUCUCAUAGUUGUCAUUUCCUGGGUCUCCUUUUGGAUGGAUGUGGAUUCCGUACCUGGCCGAACCACUCUCGGGGUCACCACACUGCUCACCGUAUCCUCGAAGUCCUCAGGUAUACAAGGAGGGUUACCACAGGUCUCUUACGUGAAAGCUAUCGAUGUCUGGAUGGGCGCUUGCACAGGAUUUGUAUUCUGUGCCCUUCUGGAGUUCACUCUGGUCAACUACCUAUGGCGACGACGACCUCAGUUAGAACUUCGUCCGGGCCGUGGUUCCAACGGCGUCUGCCUUGCUGACAAGUUCGCGCACCACUCAUCCCCCAACUACCAGCAGCAGAAGUCAGGUGUUCCAAGCCCCACGGAGGUCAAGGCAUCACCCGUCGGAGGAGGAGGAGUUGUCACCACUCCCACGGCACCCCCGCCUGAUAUGAAGAAUACAGCAGGAGGGGGAGGAGGAGGAGGCGGAGGCGGGGGGGCAGGCUCCCCCUCUGGUCCUGACGACCCGGCUGCUGUGACAGCCCAUUUUGUCAGGGUCUUCAAGCAGAGCAACAAGAUCAGAGCUCGACAGAUCGACGAAUACUGCCGCGGACUCUUCCCUCUCUUCUUCGGUCUCUUCAAUAUCUUCUAUUGGUGCUACUACUUGCUGUAGACUCUUCGGGAAAAAAGGAAAAGAAGAAGAAGAAGAAGUUUUCUCUACCACGUGAGAUGACUGGAAGGGGCUCUCAAGCUACGAAAACAUUUAGGAAUCCCUCCUUAUAAGAAUCUCUUGAAAGCCGAGGAAACUUUCUGGAGGCAGAAGUAAUAAGUAAAGGUCAUAGUUUUUAUUAAAAGAUGCGAGAGUUUAAUGUCACGUGAGGAAAAGACCAUUUUUUUUUUUCAGGGAAUUGUUUACACAACAAGUUAGCCAAAAUUCAAAGUGUAGAAAUUAUUUUAAUCUUUCUCAAGUAAUGACACAUCACUGAGUUAUUUAGCUAUGCGAGAGAAAUGCGGUAGAAUAUAAUGAUCGUCAACGCAAUGACAACAGAGCUCCAAUUAAAACGAGGAGAGUGAAAACAUGUGUCAACUGUCAAGUGAGUGCUACAGGACACUUGGAGAUUAGGUGCCACGUCAAAACAGCAGGAAAUAAUGAUAACAGUGAUUCGUUCAGGUCUGCCACACGAGAGUUAUAUGAAAGCUCUUGGAUCUCACUUGAGGUGUGAAUUUUAUCACUGAUCACUUACUCAUUGAAUCAAAUUUCAGACAGCGAAGGCGUGGUAUUAACUGAGAGCAAGAGGACCCAUCGGUGUCUCGAGAGGAGACGAUAACUCGAGGAGUCGAAGUAGUUGCGAAGUGGGUUCCCGCAAAAUCGACGCCAAAAUAAUCAAUACCUUUGCGGAGGCCAUGAGGUAGUAUAUAUAGUAGGUAUCGCUCCGUAGGGGAUGGGCCGCGUCCCCGAACAUUUCUCUCUUUUGGCGUGAAUGUUGCGCGAGAAAUAUCGCCACAUGAAUAGGUCACUACUUACAUAGAGCAAUUAUUCUUUAUUAUUCCACCAUUUACGAUGGACAUCGGAUGAGUUGUAUCCAUCCCGACGCUUAUUAAAGGAAUUAAGUCACUCCCCGACUCUUCUGGUGAUUCCAGCAAGUAAUUCUAAGAUUUUCUAACGUCAUUCCAUUCAACAAUAUUAUUAUUAUUAUAAACUACGAUGAGGAAACCAUGUUAGAGCUAUAGUUAUUUUUGUAUAAAAUGUGUACAUAAUGAUCUUUGGCAUCUCCUCCACCCCAGACUUCCUCCUCUUCCUUCCACCCCGCCCCCCCCCCCCCCCACCGCCCCCUCGUUCCAUGACCUGACCUCUCAUAGCUUAGCUGACCCUCAAUGGGCUUCGUAGGUCCUCAUCAAAUGAUACCAUUUACAAUACAGGAUUUAGAUUAGCCUACAACUCCAAGACGAAUGUACUAUAUUGUGUAUCAUUAGGAAUAUUUUUCCGAAGCGCUUUUGAGAUGUAGCGAAUGUUUGUUCCCCUUUUAUUGACAGACAACUGUGUAGAUUUAGCGUAUUUCCUUUAUCAUUGUUAGUCAGUGUUUACUUUGCCGGCAGGUGUCAGGUUGUUUGGCGAACGGUCGGUUUCCAUACGAUGAGUCAUGGAUGGCUCUCGGUUCGGUUCUGGAAGGCUUCGGUUGGUUGGAGGAGGAUGAAUAAGAGGAUUUCUGCUUUUCCUUUCCGUUGCGGGGGAAGGUUAUUUCCAUCGGUGCUCGUU
This is a messenger RNA of Macrobrachium nipponense, 3447 nucleotides long. RefSeq names its product glycine receptor subunit beta-type 4-like. Gene Ontology annotation, biological process: signal transduction; nervous system process; chemical synaptic transmission. Lineage: Eukaryota; Metazoa; Arthropoda; Malacostraca; Decapoda; Palaemonidae. Gene Ontology annotation, molecular function: excitatory extracellular ligand-gated monoatomic ion channel activity; transmembrane signaling receptor activity; chloride channel activity. Gene Ontology annotation, cellular component: neuron projection; synapse; plasma membrane. The record is from RefSeq and is a predicted model, not a curated record. The coding region runs from base 376 to 1863 and encodes 495 amino acids. The transcript has 11 exons.